AUGAUCAGCGGCCUCUUCCUCAUCUCGCAGAAGGGCGAAGUCGUGCUCAACCGGCUCUACCGCGACGACGUGAGCCGCCGGGCGGCUGACGCCUUCCGCCUCCAGGUCAUCGCCGCCAAGGAGACCGGGUCGCUCCCGCCCAUCAAGUCGAUCGACGGCUGCUCGUUCCUCUACACGCGCCACGAGAAUCUGUAUCUCGUCGCUGUCUCUCGGGCCAACAUCAACAUUGCGCUCGUGUUUCAGUUCCUCACCAACCUCAAUGGCAUCUUUCAAGACUACCUGGGCAAAAAAUACAACGAGGAAAGCAUCCGCAACAACUUUACACUCGUGUACGAACUCCUCGAUGAGACGAUGGACUAUGGAUACCCGCAAAACUGCUCGUCGGAUGUGCUCAAGAUGUACAUCAACCUCGGCUCCAUGUCGGCGGAUGCUGCCACGUCGACGGCGCAGCCCGGCCAAUUGACGUCGCAAAUCACCGGUGCCAUCGACUGGCGUCGCGAGGGCAUCAAGUACAAGCGCAACGAAGUGUACUUGGAUGUCUUUGAAAGCGUCAACCUCCUCAUGUCCUCGAACGGCGCUGUGCUCCGCAACGAAGUCGUUGGCCAAGUCGUUAUGAAGACAAUGCUCACGGGCAUGCCAGAGUGCAAGCUUGGUCUCAACGACAAGCUCACGAUGCAAAAGGGCGACGCGGCGCCAAAGGCCGCGGGCCAAAAGCGGGCCCAGAAGGAAGUCGAGAUCGACGACUGCACGUUCCACCGCUGCGUGCGCCUCGGCAAGUUUGACGCGGACCGCACCAUCACGUUUGUGCCGCCGGACGGAGAGUUUGAGCUCAUGAAGUACCGUGUCACGGAGAACAUCAACUUGCCCUUCAAGAUCAUGCCGGCCUACCAAGAGGGCUCGUCGACGCGCAUGGCCGUCUCGCUCAAGAUCGCGGCUACGUUUAGCGCACGCCUCUUUGCGACGAACCUCGUCAUCAAGAUCCCCGUGCCCCAGAACACGGCGCGCUGCAAGAUCACCGUGCCAAUCGGAACCGCCAAGCACGCGCCCGAGCACCACGCGAUCGUGUGGAAGAUCCGCAAGUUCCAGGGCACGCUGGAGCGCAUGCUGGACGCCGAGGUCGAGAUCAUGAAGGGCACGAAGGAGAAGUCGUGGUCGCGACCCCCGAUCCAGGUCGAGUUCCAAGUGCCCAUGUUCACGGCCUCUGGUCUCCACGUGCGCUUCCUCAAGGUGUUUGAGAAGAGCUCGUACCAGACGACCAAGUGGGUCCGCUACGUCACGCGUGCGGGCCAGUACCAGCUGCGCAUCUAG
Molecule: messenger RNA, 1308 nt
Organism: Saprolegnia diclina VS20
Lineage: Eukaryota; Oomycota; Saprolegniomycetes; Saprolegniales; Saprolegniaceae
Exons: 12
Coding region: 1-1308 (435 amino acids)
Biological process (GO): intracellular protein transport; endocytosis
Cellular component (GO): clathrin adaptor complex; cytoplasmic vesicle
Source: RefSeq, a predicted model, not a curated record